Messenger RNA from Tinamus guttatus (white-throated tinamou), 1581 nucleotides. It is a transcript of the gene IL7R, whose product is annotated as interleukin 7 receptor. Gene Ontology annotation, molecular function: protein binding; cytokine receptor activity. NCBI's taxonomy places the organism in Eukaryota, Metazoa, Chordata, Aves, Tinamiformes, Tinamidae. Gene Ontology annotation, cellular component: membrane; external side of plasma membrane. Gene Ontology annotation, biological process: cytokine-mediated signaling pathway; positive regulation of receptor signaling pathway via JAK-STAT; hemopoiesis. The record is from RefSeq and is a predicted model, not a curated record.
UUGAAGUGGGAAGCAAGUUUCAAAGUAAAAGCUCUGCUAAUAUCUUCAUGCUGGCUUCCUGCUCUCUGCCACUAGUCAUCCUUGUCGGCAUGUUUACAUUUCCCCCUGCUUGCGGUCUCUUUAUCAGGCAAUGGGUUGUUCUGUCGUCUAGUAUAAAGUAACUGAGCGAGAGUUUUGUGCGCGCACGUACUGCACACAUGCAGUUGGCUCAGGAUGACACGGACCGCUACCACGUUGAGCAUUUUCUUCUUGUUUCUUCAUAUGACUUCUGGGGAAAGUUGUUGCACCUCAGCAGAUGGUGAUGGGACCUUUGGAGAUGAUGAACCAGACAGUUUGGACAUCAACUGCUUCAGUCAGCUGGAAUUUAAGGAUUCCUACAGCAGCUUGACUUGCAAUUUCACGGAGCUGCCUCCUCCCGACACUAACUAUAGCCUGGCUGUGUGUACCAAGGAAGACAGCAGUUAUAUAUGUUCCAAUAUGGAGAAACAUGAAGAUGAGUAUUUCUCGCAGUUUACUGAUAUACUCUCAAAAAGAUACGUUUGCAUGGACUCUGAGAUGAAAAGAAAGAUCUGCAAGAGCCUGAUACUAACUGAAAUUGUUAAGCCAGAAAUACCUUUUGAUAUAAACAUCACAUACCAAAAGGAGGCAAAUGAAUAUCUUAUUCAUUAUAGUACACCACACUCGUGGAAGAAAUACUUAAAGGACAAAUUAAUACACCAAAUAGACUAUCGUCAGAAAGAAGGGAUUUGGAAGACAAUAAAGUCUCAAUACCUGCAGAUAAAAUUACUAGGGAAAAAUCUUGAAAAAGAUGCAUCGUAUGAGGUGAGGGUCCGUUCAGAGCCCAAUGGAGAUUAUUUUAGGGGCACAUGGAGUGAGUGGAGCCCUUCCAAGAGCUUCAGAACAAGCAGGGAACACUCACUGGAGAAAGACACCGAUAUGCUCAUGAUUAUACUCUGCAUACUGGGAUUAAUUUUGUCGAUUGUCAUGAUUGUCCUAGUCCUAACUUUUUGGGAAAACAGGAUCAAGCCUGCUGUGUGGCCAAACCUUCCUGAUCACAAAAAAACUUUGGAGCAACUGUGCAAGAAGCCAAAAAAUAAUUUUGAUAUAAGCUUUAACCCAGAGAGUUUUGGCUAUGUUCAUAUCCAUAAAGUGGAUGGCAUUCAAGCAAGAGCUGAAAUGGAAAGCUUUCUGCAGAUGGAAGCUGCUCUGCGGGCAAAUAUUCCAGAAAAGGAUAGGAGUGGAUCAAACCUGAAGAUGAGCCCUACUAGGAUAAACAAAAGCCACUUAAACUUGCCUGUGACUUACGGAGGAAUCUGGCCAGAUGAAGCUUUGAAUGGGUCUUUUGGUAAAAGCCAAUUUCUGACCACUGAAGAGUUUAGCAGCUCCAGCACAUAUGAAGUUUGCAGCAGCAACGUGGCCCUGUGCAACGGUGGUCCCAGCCUCCACUGCUCUCCUCCCUUGUACCCUUCAGGCCAAACCCAACCAGAUCCGGUAUCACCUAUGCAGCCAAACAGUGAAAUCAGAUCGGCAAGUAAUGAAGAUGAAUAUGUCACAAUGUCCAGCUUUUACAAAACUCAGUAA